CACCUUUUAUAAUUUCAUUUCAUUUUCUGUCAAGCACGCAGGUAUGUCAUCUACUUCUUCACUCUUGAUAUCCUAUUAUGUUCUUUGUUGAGAGUUCACAUGUGCAUUUACAUAUAUUCUACGUAAGUAUAGCAUGGACUAAACAUAUCUUGCGCUCAAAAGAAGGGGUCAUCAGCCAAACCAUUCUUGCUAAAGUUUGUCUGUGUUUAACAGCUAGUGGCUGAGUUCCUGAAUAUCAUCGGACGAAGUUUGUAAGUAUGGUUAAUUAUAUAGUUUUGGUCCUAUUGCUAGAGCAUCUUUUUAAUUUAUUUUUAAACUUUAUAUGGUACAUGAAAAACCAUACUUGGCGAAGUUUUGGUUUGAGAAGGUAAGUGGUGCUUUUUUGCCUGUCCGUGUGGGACACAUGAUAUGAAGGUGAGAGGCUUCCCUUCUGCUCGCACGGCUGAUUUUUCUUUCUUAUUAGAUUUAUGCUUUAUUAUUAUUAUAUUUUUUUACAAGAGUAAUAAUUAGAAAGUUAGUAUGAAUUAGUUGUUAGCAACUGAGUUUUAGAUUGGGUGAACAUUUCACCUACUCAAAUGAGACGCGCGGCCAUCAGACCGCUUUUUGGUGGACUUCACGAUGGUAAUAGAGCUCGAUGAUGGUG
This is a messenger RNA of Rubroshorea leprosula, 643 nucleotides long. The record is from the annotation of a GenBank genome assembly. NCBI's taxonomy places the organism in Eukaryota, Viridiplantae, Streptophyta, Magnoliopsida, Malvales, Dipterocarpaceae.